Insectozyma verbasci is the source of this 804-nucleotide messenger RNA. The record is from the annotation of a GenBank genome assembly. Lineage: Eukaryota; Fungi; Ascomycota; Pichiomycetes; Serinales; Debaryomycetaceae.
AUGUCUGCUAAAAUUGAAGAAGGAAAUGAAUUUGAUCAAGGAGAUCAACAAAAUUCUGGUGAACCAGGUGGCGUUCAACCAGAUUUAGAUGAUGAAGAUGAUGAUGUUCCAGGUGGUACAACAAAGGCAAAAGAAAGAAGAAAAAUUGAAAUUAAAUUUAUUCAAGAUAAAUCAAGACGUCAUAUUACAUUUAGUAAAAGAAAAGCUGGUAUUAUGAAAAAAGCAUAUGAAUUGAGUGUUUUAACAGGUACUCAAGUUUUAUUAUUAGUUGUUUCAGAAACUGGUUUAGUUUAUACUUUUACAACACCUAAAUUACAACCAUUAGUUACAAAAUCUGAAGGUAAAAAUUUAAUUCAAGCUUGUUUAAAUGCACCAGAAGAAGGAUUAGGAGAUGAUCAAGAUAAUCAAAGUGAUGGAAAUGAAGGAGGUGACUCACCAGAACAGAGUCCAAAUCCACCACAACAACAAUCACAACAAUCACAACAAUCACAAGCUCAACAAUCUCAACAACAACAAAUUCCUCAACAUAAUCAUCAACAACAACAUGCUCAUCAACAACAUGCAGCAGCUGUUGCACAUUCCCAAGCUGUUCAACAACAACAACAACAACAAAAUCAACUACAACAACAACAUAAUCAACAAAUGCCACCAAUACCUCCACAUGGUUUACCACAUUAUAAUCAAGGUAAUACACCAGGUCAACCAGGUCAACCAGGAAUUCCAAUGCAACAACAAUAUGGAGAUUAUCAAUAUUUUCAAAAUAUGCAAAAUAAUAACAUACCUAAUCAAGGUCAAUAUCAAUAA